GGUGAAUGACGGCGACUGUCAGCAGGACCGACUGCAGCUCCUCGCAGAGAAGAGGAAGUGGCAGACCGAGAUCGAGAACAAGAAGCGUCAGCUGGAGGACGACCGGAGAGCUCUGCAGCACCUGAAGUCGAAGGCUCUGAGGGAGCGCUGGCUGCUGGAGGGAGCUGCAGGACCAGAACAGGACGACGUGAGGAGACAGCUGGAGCAGGACGAGGCCAAGACUAGGAGCCUGGAGGAGACCAUCAACAGGUUGGAGCAGGAGCUGGUCAGUUUGGAAACUGGAGCCGGUUGUCAGACCAUAACACACACUACUGUGUCUUCAGGAUCAGUUACAGCUGUAGAGGUCAAAGGUCACAGCAGCCGUCAGCAGGACAGAGCUGCAGCUGCAGGUUCGAUAGUUCAAGCGAUGUACUCGGUGCAGAUUAAAGUAGAGCGGGACCGAGUGACAGGGGAAACCAGGGUUUUGUCUGCUAACACCACACUUCCUGUUGACCUCUCUCUCCACGGGGUCAAAGUUUACGAGGACGAGCUGAAAGUGGUCCACAAGAUGAACGGUGAAGAUGGCGUCCAACUGCUCAGCUUCUCCGAGGUCGAAGAGCUCAUCCACAAAGCCGACGAGGCCUCGAUGAUGUCACAGACCGUCGCCACGGUGACCUCUCUCCCCACAGCGGAGGUCCAGGAGGAGGCGGGUCCUGAGCCGCCGCCUCCGGAGAUCACCGGGCUGGAGGCCAAAACAGGCAGCGAGCCGAUCAUGGGCGAGGCCAGCGCAGAGAACCCCGUCACCAUGGUGUUCAUGGGCUAUCAGAGCGUGGAGGACGAGGACGAGACCAAGAAGGUUCUGGGUCUGCAGGGGACGGUGAAGGCCGAGCUGGUCCUCAUCGACGACACUGAUGGGAAAACGUCUCCGGGCGAAGGGAAGAAGGACACCGGCGUUCCUCUGCCCGCCUCCACUGCCCUGCCGCCCUCAACAAAACCUCCGCAGACGAUGACGGCAAACAACGGGGAGACUGCUGGGGAGGUGAAGGAGGAGAAGGGAGGAGCGGUGGAGAUGAAGAAGGAGAAGCAGCCGUGUAAGUGCUGCAGCAUCAUGUGAUCCUGCAGGGGGCGCCGCUCUGAAACCUAAUAUAAUAAUAUAAAAGUAAAGGACGGAGACUUUCCAGGACUACAGGAACUUAACCCCACCCACUGCCCUUAGCCCCGCCUCUAACAUCACAUCAUUUCCUCUUUCUUCAUCCUCCUGUUUUUUAAAACCUUUCUUUACUUUUUUCUAUUUUUACUUUUGUACUCCUCGUGUUUCCACUUGUGCCGCCUCCAUCCAUUUGAUUAGCUUUAGCAUUAGCGGUAGCAUUAGCAUUAGCAUUAGCCAUGCAGUCUUGAGAUGUCAUUAAUCUCGCCCUUGUUACAAACAUGAAACACUGAAUUCUGUAUUUAUUUGACAACUUCCUGUUUGUCUUUUCAGCUUUUUUUUCUAAAAGACAAUAAAAUUGACCUGACGGGUCGACUCACUACA
Molecule: messenger RNA, 1510 nt
Organism: Micropterus salmoides (largemouth bass)
Lineage: Eukaryota; Metazoa; Chordata; Actinopteri; Centrarchiformes; Centrarchidae
Gene: palm1a
Product: paralemmin 1a
Biological process (GO): regulation of cell shape
Cellular component (GO): membrane
Source: RefSeq, a predicted model, not a curated record